AUGCUCAUUAUCGGAGCCCUGUGGCUUCUGCCAUACCUACUUAUCAUUGCCGGACUCAUCAGCACCAUAUCCAAGAUACGGUCGCCACUGGCCAAAGUCCCAGGUCCGUGGUACACGAUCUUCACCUCAUUUGUUCUCAAGUACAAGGAAUUCACCCAUGGACGACGACUUUAUAUCCAUGAAUUGCAUCAGAGAUACGGCCCCGUGGUCCGUUUGUCACCCGAUGAAGUGUCCUUCGCCACGGUCGACGCAAUCAAAGAAAUCUACAUGUCUGGUGGCAGUGGGUACGACAAGACUCCAUUCUACUCGCUUUUCACUCAGUUCAACACGCGAACCUUGUUUUCAACUCUUAUUCGAGGUGACCAUAGUUACAUGAAGAGAUAUCUUGCAGAUCGCUACGCUAAUAGCAACGUCAUGAAGCCUGACAUCUUACUUGGGAUCUCGGACCAUGCCAAAGAUUUUUUGAGUCAAUGUACCAAGGCAUGCUCUUCGCAGGGCUAUGCCGAUAUCUAUGCCUUCCUGCACUGUUUCGCACUUGACGGCGUAACCCAUCAGCUUUUCCAUCCGCACGGCACGCAUGCCAACAGAGACGAAAAAGAUUACCGCCUGAUGAAAGAACUUUCCUACCACGACAGCCUGAAAAGCAACGUGGCACUCUAUUACAUGCCGUGGGCGUCGAAGAUUAUCCAUUACCUCAACCCCCCCAAGCCGGCGCCGUUGUCGAACGAUUACGUCCUGAGCGCGAGUGCCGCUUCCGACCCUUCUCCAUUCAGCCUCCUGUCCAAACUCCAAGCCCAGGCAAAAGCGACCGACAUGCCGGCCUACGCCGUUCCUGCAGAAUGUAAAGAUCACCUGGCUGCUGGCGUCGACACCACAGGAGACGGACUAUGUUUCCUGAUGCAUUACCUGUCGUUGCCGAACCCCCAAUCGCAGAACGUACAAUCACUUCUGCGUGAAGAGUUGGUGCAGAAUCCCACAACUCCGUUUGACCAGUUGCCGUAUCUGGAUGCGGUUAUCAAAGAAGCUCUCCGAUGCUUCCCGCCCAUCCCCAUGUCGUUCCCUCGCUGUGUACCACAGGAGGGCAGCGUGAUCGACGGCUACUUCAUGCCCGGCGGCACGAUUGUGAGCUGCCAGCCUUACACGAUCCACAAGGAUCCUAACGUCUUUCCUCGCCCGCUGGAAUUCCAACCGGGUCGCUGGCUCGAUACCGAUGCGCAGGCUGUCGCGGAAAGGAAUCGUUGGUUCUUUGCCUUUGGCGUUGGCGGGAGAGGUUGCCUGGGAAGACACCUGGCGAUUGCAGAGAUGAAGAUUCUCCUUCGUGAAGUCUAUUCGCGAUACCGAACGUCUGUCUCACCUCUGAUGAAUAGCGAUAUGGAUAUGGAGGAUCAGAUCAUCGCCAGUCGCCCUAAAGGGCAGUGCUGCAAGAUUGUCUUUGAGAAACUUGAAAAUUAG
Exophiala spinifera is the source of this 1452-nucleotide messenger RNA. RefSeq lists its product as uncharacterized. The coding region runs from base 1 to 1452 and encodes 483 amino acids. The record is from RefSeq and is a predicted model, not a curated record. Gene Ontology annotation, molecular function: heme binding; iron ion binding; monooxygenase activity. The transcript has 5 exons. Lineage: Eukaryota; Fungi; Ascomycota; Eurotiomycetes; Chaetothyriales; Herpotrichiellaceae.